Molecule: messenger RNA, 1167 nt
Organism: Symbiodinium sp. CCMP2456
Lineage: Eukaryota; Dinophyceae; Suessiales; Symbiodiniaceae
Source: the annotation of a GenBank genome assembly
AUGAUGGUAUUUCGCUUCUCGCCAGCGACGGUGCGUGCGAGCUGCGGGAUGUCACUGGUUCAAGGUAAGCUCCGACGGAGUUUCGAGUCUGUGGCCAGCGUGCUGGACACAAGGCAUGCGGAAUCCGGAAGCAAACGCAGCAUUUGGAACCAUCUGGUUAGGCAUGCGGAGUUUUAUUCGCGAAACCAGGACUCGUGGAACCUGGCUCUGGAUCUCGGACCUGCAUCUCCGAUGCUCGAGGCGACUCGGAACACGGGCUGCGGACUCGCAAGCCGAGUGCUUCGCUGCGAUGGCAGUUUGAGUUCUGGCGGUGGCAAGCUGCUGAUCUCCCUACCCAGUGCCAUGCAGAUCGAAACCGCCGUCAUCGUCUCAAAGAUGCGACCCGGCGAGCUCCAGGGCACAAUUUGCGCCUCUUCGCAAGGAAGCUGCGCUAUGGCAUGUCGCUUCUGUGACACAGGCUUAAUCCGCCAGGCUUCAGGUGGCGGCAUCAACUUGCCAGAGUGGGCUAUCUUGGAACAAGUAUUGCAUGCGGAAGCAUGGCUGCAGCGCGAAGGUAGUCAGAAAGUGAGUAACGUGGUCUUUAUGGGUAUGGGAGAGCCCUUGUUGAACUACGGAAAUGUGCUCGGAGCAGCUCGCAUGCUCCGUGCUUCGGGCCACAAGGUGACUCUGUCCACGGUGGGAGUUGCACCUCAAAUAAGAAAGCUUGCAAAAGAUGCUCCACAAGGCCUGAAUCUGGCCUUGUCUCUCCAUGCACCCACGCAAGAGCUGAGAGAGGAGCUGCUUCCGGUGGCUUCCAGGUCCUGGAAGCUGCCACAGGUGUUUUCUGCCGUCCGUGAGUUUGAGGAGACCACCGGCACUGGCGUACUUAUCGAAUACAUUCUUAUUCGUGAUGUGAAUGAUGGGGAUGAGCAGGCAGUUGCUUUGGCCAAUCUUAUCACUGAGGAGCGGAUCAAGUGUGCAGGCAUCAACCUGAUUCCUUACAAUCCCACGGAUGCCGGUGCUGCGCAUGGGUAUCGGCCGCCCUCCGACCUCACCUGCAAGAGAUUUCGUGACAAGCUGCGCAGUUUGGGCGCUCCGAAUGCCACAAUCCGCUUCUCCACAAAGCUGGGCCGCUCGUGGUCGGCCGCCUGCGGUCAGCUUGGACUCAAAAGACCUCCGACAAGUUGA